Molecule: messenger RNA, 1312 nt
Organism: Magnolia sinica
Lineage: Eukaryota; Viridiplantae; Streptophyta; Magnoliopsida; Magnoliales; Magnoliaceae
Product: DNA (cytosine-5)-methyltransferase 1B-like
Exons: 4
Coding region: 159-659 (166 amino acids)
Cellular component (GO): nucleus
Molecular function (GO): methyltransferase activity
Source: RefSeq, a predicted model, not a curated record
AUAUCAACAGGGGAAAACUCAUAACAAUCAAAUAGUUAGAGUUGUCAAUUACUAUGAUGUUCAGUUUAUAGCCACCUAUCCAACUGGUGGCCAUUUUGUUUCUUUUAGAAAACGUGAGGAAUUUUGUUUCUUUUAACAAAGGGCAGACAUUCCGAUUAAUGCUUGCUUCACUUCUUGAAAUGGGUUAUCAGGUGAGAUUUGGUGUUCUGGAGGCUGGAGCCUUUGGUGUUUCUCAGUCUGGGAAACGAGCAUUCAUAUGGGCAACUUCUCCACAAGAGACACUCCCAGAGUGGCCAGAGCCAAUUCACGUCUUUGCAGGCCCAGGACUGAAAAUCACAUUACCAAGGGAUGUACAGUAUGCUGCCAUCAGUAGUACAGGAGGGGCACCCUUCCGUGUAAUAGCUGUAAGAGAUACAAUUGGAGAUCUCCCACCUGUUGGAAAUGGAGCAUCUAAAACAAAGAUGGAUUAUGGAAAUGAUCCUGUGUCAUGGUUCCAAAAGAAAAUCCGAGGGAACAUGUUGGUCUUGAGUGAUCACAUAUCAAAAGAAAAGAAUGAGUUGAACUACAUCCGAUGCCAAAGAAUUCCAAAGCGCCCGGGUGCUGAUUGGCAUGACCUACCAGAAGAAAAGGUCCCCAGAUGCAUCACAAGUGAGGAGUAAGAUGCUGUAUGCAAGCUUCAAGGACAGGUUAAAGAGAGAGGUAAAUGGAUUUCAAGUCGAAUUGAAAGCUACAGACCCCAUCAAGAUGAGCAUUAAUAUAUAUCAUCAAGGGCCAGGCUCUUCACCCUUCAUCAUUUUUUUUCUUUCUUUCUUUCUUUAUUAAAAAAUCCCAACCAUCAACAUCUUUCACUCAAUUCUCUUCUUCUUCUUCUUCUUCUUUUGGCAUUUUUUCUAUUGAUAAUAUAUGUGAUUCAAUGUCUAGAAUGGCAAAUUCGUUUAGUUUAACGGUUUAUGUUUCCCGGAUGUAGCUGCAAUGAGGUGAUGGGCCUUUGUAUUUUAGAUAUAUAUGGUGUGUUUUUUUUUUUUUUUUCUUUAAGAUGAUAGUGGUUUGAUGGGUAACAUUUUUUUUUUUUUUUUUUUUUUUUUUUUUAAAUUAUUGUCCUCGAUUUAAGUGAUCCAUCUUUACAGUCAUCAGACAAGGUUGGUUAAUGGGCUUGGCAGUCCAGACUAUUUAUUAGAUAGGCCACCUUUUUGAUGCGCCAUAGGCCAAAAAUCUUUUGGAGAGAGCUAUCUUUUAACUACUUUUCGGUCAUUGUAACACUUUGUAAAUGUAGAUAUGGUACAGAUGAGUUUGAAUUUCGUGCAUUAUGGAG